AUUUAGUAUUACGUUCACAUUCUGUUGAGGUUGUUCAGUGCACUUAAAUUUGAUACCAAGCCAAUUUACAGAGGGUAUUUUAUACCAAAUAUGAAUCUAUAACUGGUAUUUUGGGGUUUGGGAUCCGUACUUGGGUGAAAGAUAUAUUUUUGAUCACGUUUGAUCCUUUUGGUCGGUCGCUGCCAAAGCAUCCAUGCAUCUAGAAAGGUAUUGAACAUAAUUAUAUCAUUUAUAUACGGAACGAGUAUAAUAGAUAGCUAUGCGAACUCAACGGACAGAUAAGAACAUGGCUUCCGAGUCGCAACAGGAUCGCUGCUCUACAUUUGCGAUUCGUCUACUCAUGCUUUUCGCGUUAAUCUGUGCAUGUAUCUUUGUAUCUGUCUACUUCUCACCUUCUCUCUCGCCAGUCGGCCCCAAGACGGUCAACAUGAGUGUGAUAUCCGACACGGCUCGAAUCCCUGACCUGACAAACUGGACCGAUGAUGUCGUGGAAAACAGGACAGAGUAUGGGUGUGGAAAUGCCAGGUUCACUGUCCAGGAAUGGACAAUGGUCAAUCUACCCAUAGCGGCUGUGAUCAUCCUCUUCUUCGGUUUCUUUCAACCUCGAACACGACUAUGGCCUGGAUGCUGCAGCGGACGACCAAGUGUAGCUUACCCUGUCAACUUACUGGACUCGUAUUCCGAUCGGCUUGCCUUCGUGUGUGCGUUCGGUAUCACGUGUAUAGGUAUCCUUGAUCUCUUCACCGGUAAUUAUUACGUCGAACCUAACUACGAUGACCUGCCCGAGAUGGUACGAGGUGCUGUACGUAGCUGCAUGGCCUAUGUAAACGUGUUUGCCAUUGGACUAGCUCAUUAUCCAAUCAUGAUAUGUCUAACAGUACAAGCCUGGGUGGUUAGUGACGUCAUCGGAAUACUUUACACGUUGGAAUGGGCAUUUUUCUAUUACUACUCUUUGGCGGAAUGCCCGUGGGGAGAAUCCGACGAGGGUAAUGUGAACAACCUCAUUCUGUUACCAAUCUAUCUCUGUUACAUCAUUCUACUGGUUCUCUUCAUCAAGAGGAUGUACAAGAAUUACACGAUCAGGAAAAAAGUUAGACAGGGUCUGGAAGUGGAGAUCCAUGACUAUGAAGAAGACUUCGUAAAAACACACUUUUAUCAGCGAGUCAAAUAUUUAUUAACACCAAAGGAUGAAUGGGAAAGAAACAAGAAAGAACCUGGAUCAUGCCGAAAGUUUUGGAACAGAUUCUACGAGGAUGAACCAGGUUUUCGAUUUUCCCGUCGUAUCAUCUGCACCAUUGCCCUUAGUGGACUGUGUUUAUUUUGUAUUGGAAUUAUUUAUGAAGCCAGCGGUGUUUACCUGGAACGAUGGGCUGCUGAAACGUUUAUAGAAAACGGAUCACUGUAUAACUACCUCGUUGAAAGCAAUAGCACAGAUUCUUUCUACACGUUUAAGGAAAUUGCAGAUUCAUUUGCCUAUUCAUUUUCACCGACAACAUUCGUAGCAAUGGGAGUAAUGAUCUGCUAUAAUAUGAUUACAUUUAUAGCAUAUAGGAGAAACACUCUCAGGUUAUGGCGAGGAGACAAGUCAUUUUGCCCGAAAGAGGACUUUGCGAACACAACCUUAGUGGUCUGUAGUCUGAAGUAUUCAGGGUAUCAUAUCGCGUUUGUUCUAUGGGGUUUUAUUCUGCUCCAGUUGACGCUAUGGCUUUUAACCUUCCUAACCAUCUAUCUUCUCGUCCUACCUAUCAUUAACAAGGAACGAAAUUGGGUUUGGACACUUAUAAGGAAUCAGUGGUUGUCCGUAGUUGUAUAUAUGGUUGUGUAUUACAGUCAGGUGAUCUCAGCGAAAUUUCUAUUUCUUCAGCAGCGAGGAAAAGAGCUCAGUAUAGACAAUAGGCGACUUUUCCAUGUCCAAGUGUAUUUCUUCUUCUUUGUCAACGUCAUCAUCGGUUUGGCAUCUUGCCUUCUUCGGAUAUUCAAGUCGGUCCUUUUCGGUUUAUUAUUGGUUGGGCGGAUAGACCGGUGUUUAUUGAUGAGGGGCUUCGAGUUAUAUGAUUCAGGUUACAAGGCGUAUUUAGGAUUUCUACAACUGGAAGUUGCUCACACUCAUCCUAUUGUGAUUACAUUCUGCCAUUAUCUUCUAAAAACUCAGAGGGAUAGGAAAGAAAAGGUCUUUGAAUUCACUGAAGAUGAAGAAGUUGAUAUUCCGAUUCCAAAAAGAGUGAAUGUAAGAGCGCGAAAUCGUUGGUACCUUGUCUAUACCUUAAUACGUAACCACCGUCUGCUUGCCGAACGAUUCGAUGCCAUACUCAGCGCAAAGAGAGACGAAGUAAAGAGACAAAUCGAAGAAGAGAAACAGAAGAAGGAUGAGAAAGUGGUGAAGGAAGCGGUGACAACAUUCAUCAAUGAUGACGUCGUCGAGAGCGACGGAGUUAGAGAAGAGAAUUCCAAGGCAAAGGUCGUAUCGGUUACAUCAUCAACAGCUAAAAUCGAAGAUGAGCGGGAAACGAACCUGACGAUGACGUCGGAUUACGAUCCAAGCUCGGGGGCGUCACACUCUGACUCGUCACCGCUGCCGCGUUCAGGAUCGCCUACACAGACGUGGUCGACGAUCAGCAUCCUGGAAAGCCCCCAAAUCACACCAUCGCCAUUUCCUGUGAAUGAGACCAAGGCUGACGACGGCAUCAAGGACCAAGAUGGGAAUACUAUGUCGAGUGAGACUGGGUCACCUGGUUCAAAUGGAUCGCAAGCGAGUUUAAUAAAACAUGAAGAUGAAGUCUCAAACUCUUCGGUUAGUCCUCUCGUCAUUGAGGAUGAAGAGAUGAACUUACCAGGCACACCUAUACGAGAACAAGAACAACACAUAAUGAUAAAGAAUGAAUGAUGAUUUGAAAUUCUGUAUUUUAUAAUACGAUGAACAAAAUG
Molecule: messenger RNA, 2925 nt
Organism: Lytechinus variegatus (green sea urchin)
Lineage: Eukaryota; Metazoa; Echinodermata; Echinoidea; Temnopleuroida; Toxopneustidae
Product: stimulated by retinoic acid gene 6 protein-like
Exons: 19
Coding region: 260-2884 (874 amino acids)
Biological process (GO): vitamin A import into cell
Cellular component (GO): plasma membrane
Molecular function (GO): retinol transmembrane transporter activity; signaling receptor activity
Source: RefSeq, a predicted model, not a curated record